AUGACCAACGAAUUCUAUUUCACCAACCUCUCCGCCCACCCCGUCCCAGGAAAACAAACUGUUCUAGUCCUCACCCUCGUCCGGGAUCGCGAAUCUUGGGGUGGCGACCGCAGCUUCUCCGAUUUCUUGAAUAUUGUCCAAGGGUUCGAUUACCCCAUGUCCAACAUCAACCUCGGUAUCCUCGCCAGCGAUAAAGUAGAAUUCAAGGCCAUCGCCGACUACAUCAAACAGCUACCAGACGACAAGAACCCCUUCCGCCAAAUCCAUGUCAUCCUUCGUGAAAAGGACGCCAGGAUCUCUCGAGCAGAUCGCAAAGCCGAGAACUCCCAAAGAGACAGAAGAAGACUGAUUGCAAGGUUGCGCAACUACCUCCUCUACACCACCAUGCGUGACGAAGAUUCCGUCCUCUGGAUUGACUCCGAUAUGAUUCGUGUCCCUAACGAUCUCCUCGGCCGAAUGAUCGAUUCCGGCAAGGAUGUUAUCACGACUGCAACAAGGUCCGGUCCAAGUGGCGGCUUCAUCGACCUGAACGCCUGGGUAGGCGAACGGAAAAAACCCAACGCAGAACAACAGGCGACCAUCGAACAGGGCGGAAUCUUUGUCCCUGGACCCAAAUCUGUCAAGUUCACCCACGAAUUGCAGGGAGAGGGAGAGUUUGCAAAAUUGGACUCUGUUGGUGGAACCGUCCUCUUUGUCCGCGGAGAAGUCCAUCGAGAGGGUGUCGCUUUCACGACCAACUAUGUCAUUGGCGCAGGAUGGAAAUAUGAGGGCUACGACGGCAUUGAAAGUGAGGGCCUUUGCUAUGUUGCUGGGUUCCUGGGCUACAAGUGCUGGGGAAUGCCUCAUGCCAUUGCCGAACAUAGUGAAAACUAA
Linnemannia hyalina is the source of this 873-nucleotide messenger RNA. NCBI's taxonomy places the organism in Eukaryota, Fungi, Mortierellomycota, Mortierellomycetes, Mortierellales, Mortierellaceae. The record is from the annotation of a GenBank genome assembly.